GAGCUGAGGUGGCCGGGCGGGGUGCGGGGGUGCUGCGGGAGUGGCCCCGCUGCCCAUCGCUCCCCGCCCCGCGGGGGCCGCCCGGGCAGUGCCGGGGAGACCCGCGAUGGGCUCCGGCCGCUGCCGCUCGCUCCUGCCCGCGCUGCUGCUGCUGCUGGUGCUGCUGGUGCUGCCCUCGGCGUGGGGUGACUGUGGGCCCUUGCCCAAUAUCAGCCACGCAGAGCCCACAGAGGACAUGAAAGACAAGCAGAGCUUCAGUGAGGGCUCCACGGUGAGGUAUGUCUGUGUCACAGGUUACACCAAACGCCCCUUCCUCUCCGACACCGUCCAGUGCCUCACGAACUCCCAGUGGUCCCACCUCCCGGAGUUCUGUGGCCGUAGCUGUCCCAGCCCUCCAUAUGUGCCAUUUGCUAAAAUAUCACAGGAAGAUCAAACACAGAAUUUUUAUCCUGUUAAUACCACGGUGAAGUACAUUUGUCGCCCAGGCUUUGAGAACACCACAGACCAGCUCCCCACCAGCACCUGUCUGGACAACUUAAAGUGGUCAGAAGUCCCUGAGCUGUGUAGGAGGAAAUCUUGUGGUAUUCCAGCAAGUCCAGAACAUGGCAAAGUUAUUACAGAUGAUCAUCUGCUCGGUGCAAAAGCCACUGUGGCCUGUGACCGUGGGUACAUCCUAGAGGGAGGGUCAGCUUUCAUCUUUUGUACCCUAUGGGGAAAUGAAGUUGUCUGGAGUCAACUUCCAGCUUGUCAGGCUAUUUCUUGUCCUCCUCCUCCAGCCAUUCCCCAUGGGCAGCACGAUGGCAACAGCACAGAGAAGUUCCUGUAUGACUCAGUCACCACCUACAUGUGUGACCCCGGGCUGGAGCUCGUGGGGAACAAAUCCCUCCGUUGUACAACAGAGAACGGGGUCCUUGGAGUCUGGGAUGGGGCUGCUCCCGAGUGCAGGGUUAGCACUGCAGCAGAGACAAACCAAACUGGAUCCUCCAAAGGGAAUCCUUACUGGCUGGCAAGUAUCCUCAUCCCUAGUUGCAUUGUUCCCCCAGUAGCCCUUGGAAUUCUAGCUGGGAUCAUCAUGAGGUGGAAAGACAAUGAAAAACACUCUUAUAACAUGAAUUUACAAAAGCACAGGGUGAAGAAGGGAAGGGAUGCACCGAUGUGCCCGAAGAAGCAGCCCAUGCCAUGGAAUUCCUAUUUUUGCCACACAACGAGUUGCCACGUGUGUCCCACCUGCAGGAAGCAGCUGCACGAAGCCCUGGCCCCUCUCACGGUGCCCACGCGCCGCGGCUGCGCCGCCUGCGAGCACUGGCUGAGCACCAGCAAACCACGCACCUACUCGGUCCCCAGCAUUGGUGACAGGGAGAGCCAAGGCCCAAGAGGCACCAGCUCUCCUGCCAAAGCUGUGGAUGUGCAGAGGGGUCACGGUGCAGGAGAAGCUGGUCCAGAGUGGAGUGAGGCAGAGCAGCCCGUGGGCCACAAAAGCAGCCACCACAUCUGCCCCGUCUGUGAGAACUGGCUCCGUGCCCACGUUGGACAGUGGGACAGCAGUGCUGUGGCACCCAGGGAGUGGCAGGAUGAGGGCCCGCGGGGCCCCGUCUGCUCUCCCUGCACGGACCAGCUGCACCUCUCCCUUGUCCACAGCGCCACGUGGAGCAGUCCUGUGGUGUGUCCCCUGGCUGCAGAGGGGACCCCAGCCCACCUCGUGCCUCAGCACACCCCCAGCUGCCACGUGUGCCCCGUCUGUGCGGUGCCAACCCACACACACUUGUGCCAGCCCCGGCACCAGGCACCCGAUGAAAACGGCAGCGCCCUGGGAGCCGCCGGAACAGGUGAGGGAAUUGUUUCGGGAAUUAGCCGAGGUGCCGCCGCCCACAGCGCCGGGGGCACAGAGGACACGAGGCACUCGUUUCCCUCAGCAGCCCGAGGAAAAGAGUCCCUUCGUGCAACAGCCGCGACAGGGAUCCGCGUCCGCCCCGGGGAGAGCCGCGCUCCGCAUCCCUGCGCAUCCCGCGGGGCCGGCACCGGGAGGGACCUGGCACCGGGAGCGGCUCCGGGAGCGGCCCCAGCUCCGGCCAUGGCUCUGCGCUGGCUCUUGGCGCUGCUGCUGGCACUGCCCGGCGCUUGGGGGGACUGCCCGCAGGCGCCGACUUUCGUCUUUGCGGAGCUCACCACGACCCCCGAGGAAUCCUACCCCGUGGGGACCCAGCUGAGGUACCGCUGCCGCCCGGGGUACGUGAGGAACGGGGACCAGGCCCCCGUGGUCACUUGCCUCCUCAACUCCACCUGGUCGGAGCAGCCCGACUUCUGCAUCGGAAAGUCGUGUGGGCAACCAGACAUCUCGAAUGGCAACUUUUACACCAGCACCAAUCUGCUGCUUGGGGCGACCAUAACCUUCACCUGUAACAUUGGGUACCGACUAGUUGGGCCACCAACUGCACAGUGUGUAUUUAAAAAUGGUGAAGCUUACUGGGAUAACAUUCCAAUCUGUGAGAUUAUUGCCUGCCCACCACCUCCUGAAAUCAAGAAUGGGCAGCUCCUUGGUGGGGAAGGAGAAUUCACCUUUGGCACGUCUGUAAGUUACAGCUGUAACACUGGUUUGUCUCUUAUUGGAGAUGUCACAAUUUACUGUACAAUGGGUCCUAACUACCAGGGAACCUGGAAUGCUCCAGCCCCUGAAUGCAAAAUGGUCAGCUGUAAAGAUCCAGACGUGAAAAAUGGGAAAAGGUUGUCUGGCUUUGGCCUUGAGCACACAUAUAAAGAUACAGUGAGCUUUGAGUGUAAUCCUGGUUAUAAAAUGAACGGUAGUAGUGUAGUUACCUGUGAAGCAAACAGUUCCUGGACUCCACCUCUGCCAACAUGUGACCAAAUCCGCUGUGGUUCCCCUCCACGCUUCCCUUUUGCUGAACUACCAACACCUGUGGGUGACAGCUCUGACUUUGGAACCAAGCUGGACUAUCAGUGUAACCCAGGAUAUAAGGCAGCACCUGGAAAGUCCUCUACUGUCAUUUGUCAGAGUAAUGAGGCCUGGUCUGCUGCAGACCCAGACUUCUGUGUCCGACAGCAAUGCUCUCCUCCCGAAGUAAAGAACGGGAAUGUGGCUGGAAACGAAAAAACUUUCCCCUUUGAAACAGUUGUGAAGUUCACCUGCAAUUCUGGGUAUAAGGUAAUAAACCCUUCUGCCAAAUGUGUGGCAUCAGGAAAUGGAGUUCACUGGGAUCCAGCACCUCCCUACUGCUCAAGAGCGAACAUGAUCGUUGUUGGAAUCUUCCCCCUCCUCCUGGCAAUGCUGAUCAUGAACAUCUAAGUUUGGGAACGGGCGCAGUGAGAAGUGUUGGACUCAAUCAGACUGAUCCCAGUGCUCUGCUUUUCCCUCCUGUGAAACUGGCCCUGGAGCAGCAACCAACAGCCCUUGGCUGGCAAAGCCCAGAUGUUCCAGCUGCUGCCUGGGAAGGACUCACACUCCUGGCUGCAGCUGCAGCACGUUGUGUUGGACACAGCAGCUCGUGGGGCUGGAAUGGAGUGGGAAGCUCUCUGCCACCUGGCUGGAAUGCUGUCCAGAAAUCAAGUGCAGUUAUCCCUCUGUUAAGUCACAAAGAUGCCAAAGACCUUCAGGCUGUAAUAGAGGAAGCUCAAGAAAAUCCUGAGCUUUGGGUACCUCUGCACAUUGGGUUCCUCAGCCCCUCUAAGGUCAUGGUGUGCCUGGUCCUGAUCAGGACUUAUGGGUUUCUGAAGUGUCCUGAGGUGGAAAAUGCUGCCCCUGCUGAGAGGGUUAAAGUGAAUGUCUUCAUGUGAGUGAUACCUCCUUAAACAAAUUGCUUGAAACAAAUGGGAUGUAUAAAUUGGGCAUUAUCUGCGAGCACUGACAGCACUGAAAAUCACAGAAUUGUUAAGGUUGGAAAAGACCUCCAAGAUCAUCAAGUCCAACCUUUGACAAAACACCACCAUAUCAACUGAACCACAGCACUAAUUGCCACGUUGAGUCACUUCAGAUAUUCACAUUCUUCUUCAUAUAAAGCACAGUUGCAGCUGUUACUUCAAGGUGAAUAUGAACUGUUGUGCAACAGCAGGAAUUUUACCUGAGAGAAAAAGUUUCAGUGCUUUUGUAGCAAAGAACAGCUAUUCUGACCCUUCCUGUAGGAACUGGAGGUUUCUGCCCUGGCACUCUCUUUGUGUCGUGUUGAGGCUUCUCCACAAGUACCUCAUGGAAACAGCUCCUGUCCCUGAACUCACUGGAGCUUCUCUGGAAGUGCUGAAGCUCUCAGUGGGCUGAAGGCCCCAGGAAGAAGUGGAGCUGCUCCAGGGUCUGGCCUGGAUGCAGAGCUUGCAGGUGCCACCAAACAUCAGAGUCUCUGCAUAUGAACCUUUUUGCUGCUCAAGUGACCGGUGUGAGGAAUGUCUGAAUUUGCAUUUAAAAAGGAUUUUUCAGGGGGUGCUGUACAGCCUGACCAUCCUGGCUCACACUGUGGGUCAGCUGGUGCCAGCUCACCCUCUGGAUGUCUCAGGGAUUCCGUAGUGCUGGGGAGGAAAAGCAGAUUUUUGGACUCUUGCUCCACUCGUGGCAGGGCUGAGGGGCUCCUGCACAGGGGGGCUCUUGCUGUGAUGCCUCAUCCAAGGUAGGUGCAGAUGAACAUCAAGCCAAAGCCUUCCUGUUCUCCUCCGUGGGGAACAGGACACCAACCCCACACCUUUUGUGCACUUUUCCAUCCUGCCUGACCUGACCUAGUUGUUGUUGUGCUGAGGAUGGUGUGUGAGGGCAGACAGAGGGCAGGGAGGAAGUUGUGGGACCUCACUCUCCUUGUCUAAGCCAAAGGCACAGGCAAAAAUGCCCUUGAUUUGUUUGGCUGAUAGAAGGGCCAUGCUGGAGCCUUGGUGUCCUUUCCUGGUCUGAGCUCAGCCUGGCUAAAGGAUCACUUGAUAAGCUAAAGAGGUGUCAUCUCAUAAAAUAAAUACUGGAAGGUUUCCUGUUUAUAAGGGAAACAAGACUGUGAUGGAAUUUAAACUUGUUAAGCCUGAGACACGCGGACUUUUAGCUGCUGGUAAAGCAAGAUUUUGAGGUUUGGGGUUUUGUCUGCUGCUGAGGUAAGUCACCCAUCUGUGAGCUUCUUGUGAUGCACAGCUGGGAGCAAAACCUGUCUACUACAGACUUUUUGUUUCUCCAUUUUCACCAGUGGUUUCCUGUUAACAGGAACACACAUUUAAUAAGAAGGAAAAAAAUGAACAGCCUUUUCCAUCAACAUGUUAGUCUUGUUCCAAAUAGACCCACGAAGUUCUCUGUUCCCAGCAGAGCACUGUCCUGUUCAGCUGUCACAGGGGCACUGCGAGAUCCUGUUUUCAAGCACUUUCCUGUUGCUAGUUAUUUUUAUUUAUCUCUUACCAUAAGCCAUAUGAGUGACUGGAUGGACAAAACACCCCCUAAAGCCUUUUAUCUUUGGGUUGUGUUUGGUUUUGUUAUUUUAAUCCCAGCACAAUUGUUCCUACUCCAUCAUCCAGAGUGAUUUUUCUGAAUGAUUUAACACUUGAUUUGGGGACCAGCUUGGAAUGAUCUCCCCACAACCAAAUGAAAGGAAUUGUGAAUGCUGUGAUGUAACUUACAGGCAUGGUUGCCAAAAUUUACCAGUGAAGAGGGUUUAUCUACUGUGUUUGUAAUCGAGUUGUACAUGUUUUUACUUUAUAAUCUGAGUGUAAACGACCAAGGGCAAUUCUGAAGUGUGAAUGUUGGACAUGUAAAUAUUGGAAGCUCUCUGUCAAUAAAAGGGAUAAAAAGACUUGA
Messenger RNA from Pseudopipra pipra, 5767 nucleotides. RefSeq lists its product as uncharacterized. Gene Ontology annotation, biological process: negative regulation of complement activation, classical pathway; T cell mediated immunity. The record is from RefSeq and is a predicted model, not a curated record. The transcript has 25 exons. Gene Ontology annotation, cellular component: plasma membrane. The coding region runs from base 107 to 3301 and encodes 1064 amino acids. Lineage: Eukaryota; Metazoa; Chordata; Aves; Passeriformes; Pipridae.